AUGUCCUCCCGCUAUGCGGGCAUACACACCAAUCUCAGCGUACCAGCCUGGCUCAGCCCGACCCGAUGGUCGCACAGCUUCCAGGAGGUUCUCAAUCGGCUCGGCCUGUCUCGAGACCUUUUGCUUGGCCUGUCCAUUGGCAUCACCUUUUCUCUGACGAGUACUGGCUUGGCGCUCUGGGCGAGAGAUAGAUGGAAGCGCAUGUUGAGGCAACGUCAGACUUGGCGACCCAUCGAAAUCAGAAGCAGCGAGAUUGUUGAUGGCGUCACCGGCCUCAUCGGCAACACACCGCUCGUCAGAAUAAAGAGCCUGAGUGAGCUCACAGGCGUUGACAUCCUCGGCAAAGCAGAAUUUCUCAAUCCAGCAGGAUCGCCCAAAGACCGCGUCGCGCUCGAACUGAUACAGUCUGCAGAAGAUGCUGGCCUGUUGCAUCCCAACACCGAUUCUUGUAUUUACGAAGGCACAGUGGGAUCGACAGGAAUCAGUAUAGCUACUGUUGCUCGUGCAAAGGGAUACCAGGCUUGCAUCAUCAUGCCCGAUGAUGUAGCGAAAGAAAAGUCGCUUCUACUCGAGAAGCUGGGCGCACAAGUACAGAAAGUGCGGCCGGUAUCAAUUGUGGACAAGCAACAUUAUGUCAACCUUGCACGAUCACGCGCUCUCCACCAUGGCUUGACCCAGCUCAUUGGCCCAGAUCCGGCCAUCGACCCGACUCCAGCAAUGGGCUAUCGAAAAGCUCAGCCGAGAAGUGACGAAGUUGUUACAACCGACGCAGACCACGAUGCAGUCUUUCACGAGAAUACCCCCAAAGGCCACGAAGACGAUCUGGAGAAGCUACCUAGAGGCUUCUUUGCAGAUCAGUUCGAGAAUCUGGCAAAUUACGAAGCGCAUCUCAAGACGACAGGCCCAGAAAUAUGGAGACAGACGAAUGGCGAGAUAGAUGCCUUUGUAGCCGGCGCAGGCACUGGCGGGACGCUCGCUGGCGUUGGACGCUAUCUCAAAGGAUAUGACGACAGCAUCAAGCUCGUGCUUGCUGAUCCACAAGGAUCGGGACUGUUUAACAAGGUGAAGCAAGGAGUCAUGUACGCAUCUACAGAAGCCGAGGGCAAAAGAAGGCGACAUCAAGUAGACUCUAUCGUCGAGGGCAUAGGGAUCAAUCGUAUCACUCGCAACUUUGACCAAGUUGUCUCCUUCAUCGACGACGCAAUCAGCGUGACAGAUGCAGAGGCAGUAGCCAUGUCGCGUCACCUUGCUUACAAUGACGGUCUCUUCCUCGGAUCGUCAUCAGCGGUCAACCUUGUCGCAGCAGUCAAGUAUGCCAAGACGCUCAAAGGGGCCUUGCUCAAGACGGUGAGCGAAGGUCGUGAGCGAUCUGUCAUCGUCACCAUCCUGUGCGACUCGGGCGCUCGGCACCUAUCACGAUUCUGGAACGACGAGUACUUGACAUCUAUGGGGAUCCCGAUCACUGCUUCCUUGGAAGGAAUCAUCUGAAACGCUCAUCUCACGUGCCACGUGUAAAAUGUUGUAUCGGCGAUAGCAGCAGCAGCAUUCCGUGCCGAACAAUGACG
Molecule: messenger RNA, 1565 nt
Organism: Mixia osmundae IAM 14324
Lineage: Eukaryota; Fungi; Basidiomycota; Mixiomycetes; Mixiales; Mixiaceae
Exons: 10
Coding region: 1-1488 (495 amino acids)
Cellular component (GO): cytoplasm
Molecular function (GO): cysteine synthase activity
Source: RefSeq, a predicted model, not a curated record